ACACACACACACACACACAACACUACAGUAUAUCAGUGAGUGACUAGCAGAGAGCCAGAGGGGAGUGCAGAAAUGAAUGUGAAGAUCCUGACGCUGGUGAUUGUGCUCUUGGUGUCUCUGCUGUGUUCUGCCAGUGCUGGUCCCAUGGCCUCCACAGAGCAUGGCAGAGGGCUGGAAGAGACAGCUACAGUGAGAAAAAUGGCCCAGCAAAACCCCGUGCGAGGCGGUCAGACCCACAGACCAGCCAAGAGAAGACGCCCACGGCCCCGUCUUUCCCACAAGGGGCCCAUGCCGUUCUAGAGCAAGGCACUGCUUUGAGCGCCCUCCCCCAGGUUCUGAUUUCUAUGCUCUUCCUUUGCCUUGGGGGGCCUUGCAAUGAAGGGCCUACGCUUGCCCAGCCUGAAGAGUGAUGUCCAUAGCACCUGCUGGUUCUCCAAGCAACUCUGUCCACAAAAAAAAAUCAGGACAAGCCGCUCACCCUCAGCUCCAGGAAGAAUAAAAAAGGAGGCAGGGGGAAAAGUGUGGGUGGGGGGUGUUGAGCCUGAGCUGUCAGACUCUAU
Molecule: messenger RNA, 560 nt
Organism: Nematolebias whitei (Rio pearlfish)
Lineage: Eukaryota; Metazoa; Chordata; Actinopteri; Cyprinodontiformes; Rivulidae
Gene: apln
Product: apelin
Exons: 3
Coding region: 73-300 (75 amino acids)
Biological process (GO): signal transduction
Molecular function (GO): hormone activity; apelin receptor binding
Source: RefSeq, a predicted model, not a curated record